Molecule: messenger RNA, 1385 nt
Organism: Diachasma alloeum
Lineage: Eukaryota; Metazoa; Arthropoda; Insecta; Hymenoptera; Braconidae
Gene: Alg2
Product: alpha-1,3/1,6-mannosyltransferase ALG2
Exons: 2
Coding region: 152-1363 (403 amino acids)
Molecular function (GO): GDP-Man:Man(1)GlcNAc(2)-PP-Dol alpha-1,3-mannosyltransferase activity; alpha-1,3-mannosyltransferase activity
Source: RefSeq, a predicted model, not a curated record
GAUGUUUCUGAUGGAAGAGAUAAAAACAAAUGGAGUGAACCCAAGUGUGAACUCCUCUACGGUUAUGUUUUUUUCGUUUACGUGUGACGUGUACCUUACACCUUGAAAUUAAUUUUUUCGAGUAUUGUUUGAAGUGUUGUGUCGAAAUAGAAUGGUUAGAAUAAUGUUUUUACAUCCCGAUUUGGGAAUCGGCGGAGCAGAAAGACUCGUCGUUGAUGCCGCUGUUGCUCUGAAGAAGCAAGGACAUGACGUUAAUUUUGUUACAAGUUUCUAUGAUCCUGAGAGGUGCUUUUCAGAGACCAAGGAUGGAAGUAUUCCGGUUCAUGUCGUUGGAGACUGGAUUCCGAGACACAUUUUUGGGAGAUUCUUCGCACUGUGCGCUUACAUUCGCAUGAUUUACGCCGCCUGUUGGAUCUACUUUAUGGAGCAGCGUCCAGACAUAGUAUUCUGCGACUUGGUAUCGGUCUGCAUUCCCUUUCUCCGCCUAUCUGUCCCAAAAGUCAUAUACUACUGCCAUCAUCCAGAUCAAGUCCUGACAGCACCUGGAGGCUGUCUGAAAUCUUUAUACCGAACCCCACUCAAUUACUUCGAAGAGGUAACCACUGGUCAGGCAGAUAAAAUAUUCGUCAACAGUAUUUACACCUCUAAAGUCUUCAAGAACACUUUCACGCGAUUAUCCAUUACUCCAGAGAUUUUGUAUCCAUCUUUACACACUCAUUUUUUUGACUCAAGUUACAUAGCUCCAUUAGAAAAAACUUUAGACACGAAGCUGCCUGAUGAUAGUAUUAUUCUACUCUCGAUAAAUCGAUAUGAGAGGAAGAAGAACUUGGGACUGGCGAUAGAAGCUUUGGCAGACCUCAAGAAUCACUUGACUGAAGAUGAAUUCAAUAGAACAUUUUUGAUAAUGGCUGGAGGAUACGAUAAGAGGGUCGAGGAGAAUGUGGAGCAUCAUCUCGAGUUGGUGGGACUUGCGUCCGAGCUUGGGAUCACCAACAAUGUCAUUUUCCUACGAUCUCCAUCGGACUCUGAUAAAGUAUCACUCCUCAAGCACUGUCAUUUGUUAAUUUAUACCCCACCUAACGAACAUUUUGGAAUAGUUCCACUGGAAGCUAUGUAUUUCGAAAAACCUGUGGUUGCUCACAACUCUGGAGGACCAAUGGAGACUGUUGUGAAUGACGUCACGGGGUUUCUAGUGAGAGAAUUAACUCCUGAAGCUUUUUCUGAGAAAAUUCAUGUGUUAAUUGCGGAUAAAGCGUUGAGGUUGAAACUAGGGAGGGAGGGGAAAGCUAGGGUCAUUGAGACAUUCUGCUUCCAGGCGUUCAGUGAUCAGUUGAAUAAAACUGUUGAUAGUUUAUUGAUUUGAUGUUUGUAUGCGGUGUUCAUGA